CCGUCAGUGACAGUGUCAAUUUUGUACUUUGUUAUUUUUUCUGCCAGCAAUUUUCUUGAAAAUUAGGAAUAUUUUCUAUUUUUUUUUUGUUUGAUGCCGACUUACGUAAUUGAUUGGAAAAGUGGAUCAGCUGAAAGUUGUGCUAAAGUCGGUGGUAGCCUAAGUUCAUUCUAUAAUAAGUAAGAAGUGGCCCUAUUAUGAGUACACAACAAAGCCCAGCUAAUGCUUCUAUUGAAAGGGAAAAGGUUUUCCAGUGGAUAUUGGAGCUGACCAGUCCUGAUACUAGAGAAAAUGCUCUGUUCGAAUUAAGCAAAAAACGAGAAAUUGUUCCCGAUUUGGCGCCCAUGCUGUGGAAUAGUUUUGGCACAAUAGCAGCUCUGUUACAAGAGAUCCUGAUCAUUUAUCCUGCAAUUAAUCCUCCUACACUUUCAGCUCACGAAUCGAACAGAGUAUGCAAUGCGCUGGCUCUUCUCCAAUGUGUGGCGUCGCACCCGGAAACAAGAUCUCAAUUCCUUCUAGCCCACAUUCCCUUGUUCUUGUACCCGUUCCUGCACACAGUUUCAAAAACAAGACCUUUCGAGUAUUUACGUUUGACCAGUUUGGGCGUGAUUGGCGCCUUAGUUAAGACUGACGAGCAAGAAGUGAUCACGUUCCUUUUGACCACAGAAAUUAUACCUUUAUGUUUACGAAUUAUGGAAACUGGGUCUGAGCUGAGCAAAACCGUCGCCACUUUUAUAUUGCAGAAAAUUUUACUUGACGAUAGUGGACUGUCUUAUAUUUGUCAGACUUAUGAUCGUUUUAGCCAUGUGGCUAUGAUUUUGGGUAAAAUGGUUAUAUCUUUGGCAAAGGAACCAUCUGCUAGACUUUUAAAACAUGUUGUUAGAUGCUAUUUGCGAUUAUCUGAUAAUCCAAGGGCAAGAGAAGCUUUAAGACAAUGCCUACCAGAUCAAUUGCGUGACACUACCUUCACAGCUUGUCUGCAAGAGGACAAGUCAACAAAACACUGGUUGCAACAAUUAUUGAAAAAUCUGGAAUCCACUGCCAACACCGAUCCAAGACAAGUGGGUAUAUCGCCUUUAGCAGCGCAAUAAAUGGGGGACAAUUGAAUGUGUUUUGUAAUAUUGACAGUGAAAUAUUUUUUUGGAGGACAAACUAUUUGAUGUUUGUGGUUUGGUUUUUUGAUUAGAGAUGUACCUAUACUAGUAAAUAGCUGAGCAAUUUACCAGUGACUUCGAAGGAAUUUAAUUUCGAUUAAUUUACAGUUUUAUUGACAAUACAUUUUUUUUUCAGAGCCUUCUGAUUAAUUUUUUUUUCAAUUUUAAGAGGAAAUGGGAAUUGUAUAACAGUGAUUAUUAUUUAUUCUUAGAAUUUUUUUGUCUGUAUCCUUAUUUUGUAUAUUUCCAUGUGUUUGUUUAUAAUAGUAUUUAAUAUAUUCAGAUAGUUUUGUUUCAACAUCUAAUUAACUUUUUGAAAUUUCGCCAAGCUUAUACCUAUGUGAUGCAGUAGAUAAGUAAAUUUAGUUUUUUAAGAUGUUGAGUUCUCAAUUGAUUGAUGAUAAUAUGUGAUCCUAUUUAACAGAUAAUAUAGUAUAUAUUUGAA
Molecule: messenger RNA, 1599 nt
Organism: Ceutorhynchus assimilis (cabbage seed weevil)
Lineage: Eukaryota; Metazoa; Arthropoda; Insecta; Coleoptera; Curculionidae
Source: the annotation of a GenBank genome assembly